AUGACUGAGGACAAUCAUUCCUUGACAACUGAGUUCAUCCUCACAGGAUUUAUGGAUCACCCAGAUCUGAAGACCCUUCUGUUUGUGGUGUUCUUUGCUUUCUAUCUGAUCAUGAUGGUGGGGAAUCUUGGUUUGGUGGCAUUGAUUUUCAUGGAGCGCCGUCUUCACACACCCAUGUACAUCUUUCUGGGCAACCUGGCUCUGAUGGAUUCCUGCUGUUCCUGUGCCAUUACCCCCAAGAUGUUAGAGAACUUCUUUUCUGAGGACAAAAUGAUUUCCCUCUAUGGAUGCAUGGCACAAUUUUAUUUUCUCUGCCCUGCUGAAACUGCAGACUGCUUUCUUCUGGCGGCAAAGGACUAUGAUUGCUAUGUGGCAAUAUGCAGCCCACUGCAGUACCAAACCAUGAUGUCAAAGCAACUCUGCAUUCAAAUGAUCAUAGGGGCCUACAUAGCUGGAAAUCUGCAUUCCAUGAUUCAUGUAGUACUUCUAUUAAGGUUAACCUUCUGUGGAUCUCAUCAAAUCAAUCACUUUUAUUGUGAUAUUCUUCAAUUAUACAGACUUUCCUGUGUUGACCCUUAUAUCAAUGAACUGAUGGUAUUUAUCUUUUCAGGGUCUGUUCAGAUUUUCACUAUUAGUAUAGCCCUAAUCUCUUAUGUCAUCCUUUUCACAAUUUUCAAAAUGAAAUCCAAAGAGGGAAGAGGCAAAGCCUUGUCUACUUGUGCAUCUCACUUUCUCUCUAUCUCAAUGUUCUAUGGCUCUCUUCUCACCAUGUAUAUCCGGCCACAUUCACUUAAAGAUAGGAAUAAAGAUAUACCAGUUGCUAUUUUUUAUACUCUAGUAAUUCCUUUAUUAAACCCUUUCAUCUAUACUCUAAGAAAUAAGGAAGUAAUAAAUGUUAUGAAAAGAAUUAUGAAGAAGAGAAAAUCUCAUAACAUUCUGAAACAAAUAUCAUCCUAUGUGACAAACUGA
This is a messenger RNA of Orycteropus afer afer, 969 nucleotides long. RefSeq names its product olfactory receptor 5K1-like. Gene Ontology annotation, cellular component: membrane. Lineage: Eukaryota; Metazoa; Chordata; Mammalia; Tubulidentata; Orycteropodidae. Gene Ontology annotation, biological process: sensory perception of smell; G protein-coupled receptor signaling pathway. Gene Ontology annotation, molecular function: odorant binding; G protein-coupled receptor activity; olfactory receptor activity. The record is from RefSeq and is a predicted model, not a curated record.